Molecule: messenger RNA, 600 nt
Organism: Cherax quadricarinatus
Lineage: Eukaryota; Metazoa; Arthropoda; Malacostraca; Decapoda; Parastacidae
Source: RefSeq, a predicted model, not a curated record
AUAAUCCUAUUCAUUAUGGUCAUAUUCUUACAUCCCCGACAGAAAGUCUUCAGUCAGAGUCAGGGGAUCAUAGUGGACAACUGGCCUGUUGAUGAUAUCUUGGUGACAACCGAGGAGUCAGCUGAAGUGAGGGGACCACGAGGCACAGUGCGAGCUAAUGUGGUGAUCCUGUGCCCCGGGCCAUGGGCUGGACCAUUACUGGCGAAGCUGCAUGUCCACAUACCUCUCCAAGUGAAGAGGUCAUCAGUGUUGUACUGGCGCAUACAAGAUCCAGCCUUCACCACCACAACAUUCAUUGAUUUGCAGGAAUCCAGUGGAUACGCCUAUGGUCUGCCUGAGCUCGAGUACCCUGGCCUUGUGAAGUUGACGUUCUCCGGGGGAGCAGUGGUGACACCAGACGAGAGGGACGCAGGUGGGAGGGAUGAAGAGAUGACGAAGAUGGUGAGUGAAUACGUGAAGGAGAAGUUCCCUUUCCUGCAUCCUCAUCCAGUCAUCCAGGAGACCUGCAUUGUUACGUGCACACCAGACAUGGAGAUGGUGGUGGAUCGUCAUCACAAGUACAAGAACAUCAUCUUUGCUUGUGGCUUCUCGGGUGAGUAG